AUGUUGCGCUGGUACCAGUCCAAGUUGGCAAAGAGGCCCAUCCUCACCGCAAGCAUCACCAGUGCCUUCCUAUUUGGCAGCGGUGAUGUUCUAGCACAACAAGCUGUCGACCGGAAAGGUCUCCAAAAGCACGACUUUGCCCGCACUGGGCGAAUGGCUCUAUACGGCGGAGCUGUCUUCGGUCCAGCUGCCACUACCUGGUUUGGCAUACUCCAGCGCCAUGUCGUUCUCAAGGGCACCGCGUCCACCACCGCCGCUCGUGUUGCCGCCGAUCAAGUCUUCUUUGCCCCAGUCCAGCUCACCUGUUUCCUAUCCUCGAUGGCUAUCAUGGAAGGCGUUGAUCCUGUGGAAAGGUGGAAGACUGCCUUUGUUCCCGCCUAUAAGGCCAACCUGAUGGUCUGGCCGUUUGUACAGGGUGUGAACUUUACAUUUGUCCCCCCUAGACCUGCGCUUGCUAUUCGUCAACGUUGUCAGUUUGGGGUGGAACUGCUUCCUCAGCUUGAUGAACAGCGGCGAGGAAUUAUAAUUCCGAGUCAUGGCUCGGAUUUCUCUUACCUUCUUUGUGUGAAAAGCCCCGAUUUGCGCUUUCCUGAAAUUCUCGCCACUCCGACUUUCCGAACUCGAUCGUCUUCCCCUCCACAUCCAUUCACUAUGGCUGCCGUCGCAGAAAAUGGUACCCCGGCUGUGGCCGACGAGAACUCCGCUCCUGUCACCGAGACUCAGACUGGUGAUGCCGUUACUGUCUUCCACAACCCCGAUGACUUCAACGUGAAGCACCCUCUUAUGCACGAAUGGACUCUGUGGUUCACCAAGCCCCCCCAGUGGCAAGGUAGGAGACACCCGGGCGACAACUGGAAUGAUCUGCUCAAGGAGGUGGUUACCUUCAGCUCUGUUGAAGAAUUCUGGGGCAUCUAUAACAACAUCACGCCGACCUCCGAACUUGGCCUCAAGGCCGACUACCACCUCUUCAAGAAGGGCGUACGGCCCGAGUGGGAGGACCCCCAAAACAAGCACGGUGGAAAGUGGUCAUACCAAUUCAAGGACAAGCGCUCCGUUCCUAUCGACGAACUUUGGCUGCACGCGCAGCUGGCCGCGAUCGGCGAGACCCUCGAGAACGACGACGACAACGAAGUGAUGGGAGUGGUUGUGAAUGUGCGCAAGGGCUUCUACCGUGUUGGUCUAUGGACACGCACAGUCGGCAAGAGCAUCCAAGGCGAUAAGCAGACCCGCACACAGGCUCAGGGCAAGGAGAUCCUCGAGGCAAUUGGCCAGCGCUUCAAGGACGUGCUGCGGCUCAACCUGGCGGAUGUGGUGGAGUUCUCCGGCCACACCGAUAGUGCACACAGCGGCAGCACGCGCGCGAAGGCCAAGUACACCGUUUAA
Molecule: messenger RNA, 1383 nt
Organism: Penicillium mononematosum
Lineage: Eukaryota; Fungi; Ascomycota; Eurotiomycetes; Eurotiales; Aspergillaceae
Product: Cap binding protein
Exons: 8
Coding region: 1-1383 (460 amino acids)
Biological process (GO): translational initiation
Cellular component (GO): membrane; eukaryotic translation initiation factor 4F complex; cytoplasm
Molecular function (GO): translation initiation factor activity; RNA 7-methylguanosine cap binding
Source: RefSeq, a predicted model, not a curated record